Molecule: messenger RNA, 1745 nt
Organism: Diachasma alloeum
Lineage: Eukaryota; Metazoa; Arthropoda; Insecta; Hymenoptera; Braconidae
Exons: 5
Coding region: 158-760 (200 amino acids)
Source: RefSeq, a predicted model, not a curated record
UGUACUGCCGGACGCCAUGUUCAUUUAGGAGUAAAAUGUACAUCAAACUCAGGGCAGGAGAGGACCGUUGAAUCAUUGAAGUGCUCAUUAUCAUAUUGAAAUUUAUUCAGUAAAAAUUCAUUUUCAUUCUAAGGAAAUUCAUAUUUUCCAUACAAAGAUGCUACAAGAGUUGGAACGAUGUGCUAUUCUGCGGAGCAAAGCUGCUCCAUUCGUGAUUAUUCAGUGUUACACGUGCUGGUCGACUUUUCUAUUCUCGAAUAGUAAUUAUCAUUUGUUAAUCGUUGCCGAUAUUUUGAUCUUGAAUAUUUGCUACAUUAUGUUUCUCACGGAGGAAAUGAGGUUAAACAACAAAACAAUUGUAUCUCAGGGAAAGUCCAUUGGGAAUUUGCAACUACUUGAUUCGCUAAAUGGACGAAAACGACUUGAGGAAUCAAUAUUAGGGAUUGUGGAGUGUACGUACGUUUCUCAUCCAAAUGAAUCACAAUCCGAAGUUCCCAUGCUCAAUUGGAAAACAACCAGAUGGAAAUUCGUUCUCAUGUCAAAAGUCAUCUGGAUAACUAAUGGCUGCCAACAAUAUUUAUCAAUAUUUGCAUUGAUAAUGGCUUCAUUUUCAAGAAUAAUUUGCAUUUAUGUACGAGAAACGAAUCAUAUCAUGCCGAGGCUGUGUUGCGUGGCGGAGUCUGAUGCGAUUCAGGCUGUCGUCGAAUACAUUGACAAUUUCCGCACAAAUGAAUUUCCUACGAAUUGGGCAUGUUUAUGAAUCAUCUUCGUCGGUCUUCUGACUUUAAUCUGAUCUGAAAGAUUCAUAAAAAUGAAAGAAUCAUGAUGUUCAUUAGAAGGUCCUUCCGGUGGAAAAAUCUCCUAGUGAGAUGGGUGCCGGGGAGAUGAGUCUAAGAGAAUUUUUUUAUUUUUUGGGAGCAAGGUAUUCAGCCAUUACUGAUCAAGUCUUGGAAAAAAAACGAAUUUUGUCUGAGGUUUUAUUCAAGUUUCCCUUAAUAAACGGUGAAAUUGAAUUUUGCCUUCCAAAAGGGAAAAUGAAUCAAUCAAAUGAAAGUAACUGAAUGAAAAUAUAAAAUUUGCGCAUGAGAAAUUUAAUGUCAUUUAUUUAUACGAAAUUUUUACAAGGAAUCGACUGUAAAAAAAUUAAGAGAAUGAAUGAUUGAAUUUGGAAUAAAAUCAAUUUUACUUACUGCCAAUUUCUCCCUCGAAGAGAGAAAUCACUCGGCAUGUGCCAACAUCGGCGGACCUUCUCCUGGUGCAAAUCAUUAGUAAAUUUUUUGCUAAUGAUUGUAAUCAACCAUAACCCUUUCUACUUGUCAGAAUGCAAGGUGAUAGAACACUGCACACAAGUAUUCCUCCGUGCUCGAAAAAAAAACGAAUGUACCCAUUGAUGCUUAAUAAACUGUAACUUCGAAGCAUUCAAUGUUCAUUUAUUGGGAUAAAUAAUGGAAUAAUAAUAUGGACAACGAUAUAAACAACGGACCAGAGUGUAUGUAAAUAUUAAUGUCGAUAACGUAGGAACUACCAAUGAUCUGCGGGGCGAGGGGGGGGUUGACAAUGAUUACUUACCGCAGCUUUAACUAAUAAAUGAUGAUUGUACAAACGAUAAUAAUAUCAAAUUCGUAAUGUACAAACGAUUUCCUUUGAGAUAGACCCCUAACUUGAGCUGAUUGAACAGUUUGAAAUUUUUGUCGGCUAGAAUCAUGCCAAAACUUCAUUAAUUUUUUUAAAUUAAUUGGUGGGUG